AUGCAUUCACUACCUGUCAUUAUUCAUCCGAUUCAAUUUCCCAGGUCAGCAUGUCAGCUCCAACAACCAUUAAGCUGCCCGCGGGGGGCCAUCAAAGUGCUAAAGCUAGAGAACAACCUCAUCCACGCCCGAGGCAUUCCUUAUGCCAAAGCAAACCGAUUUGAAGCCCCGCAGCCAGCCGAUGAAUGGACGGUCGCCCGUGACUGCACCGAGCGGGCAUCAAUAUGCCCGCAGCUCCCAUCGCGACUGGAGUCGGUGAUGGGUCCAUUGACAAAAGGUCACAGCCAAAGCGAAAACUGUCUGCAUUUAUCUGUCACAGCACCUACCGAUGCCACAAGCGCUCCCGUCAUGGUCUGGUUGCACGGCGGCGCCUACAUCUCAGGUGGUGGAGACCUUGACUGCUACCAGCCGGUCGACUUGGCCAAGAGGGGCAUCGUUUGCGUCACGGUCACCUACCGACUGGGUGUGUUCGGAUACCUUGGCUUGGAGGGAAUCUCACCUGCAAAUCUGGGCCUGCUGGAUCAGCGUGCUGCUCUUCAGUGGAUCCAAAACAAUAUUUCUGUGUUCGGUGGGAACCCAGACAAUGUCACCAUGGUCGGACAGUCGGCCGGCGCGGAUUCGAUCAUUUGUUUGAUGGUCGCCGAGGGCACCGCGGGCCUGUUCCAUCGCGCCAUUCUCCUCAGCCCGCCAUUGCGGGAGCUAAAAGAGCGCACACCAACGGCAUCCCUACUUUCUCGGAAAGCGGAACAGCUCUUCAUCAAGGAUUCGAGGGAGAUGUCAGUGGAUGAAUUGCUGGGAGUUCAGAAGAAGCUGCUUCUCAGUCCUGUAAAAACGCAGGUUAUGCUAUUUGCACCCACCCUAGGAUCUGACCCAUUGCCAAUGGAACAGGACUUCGAUCGAAAGCUUUCAGAGGUUGCUAAAGAUAUCCCCAUUCUCAUAGGCUGGACUGCCCAGGAUGGCCGCCCCUUCGCAAGCAUGAUGGGUCCGCAGAGCUUACUCAAGUUGCCAAUUAUUGGGUCUUACGUGGAGAGCCUGGGAACCUGGUAUAUUACCCACAGCUACUUCAAAUGGCCAUGUCAACGCUUCCAGGAGCAGGUGCUGCAGGCGGGUGGCACAUCAACAAGUUAUUCGUUCGGCUGGGCGGGCGAAGGGAAUCCCCUUGGGUCAUGUCACUGUAUAGACAUUCCGUUUGUGUUGGGGAUGGAGGAUGCUUUUAAGGCUGCGCCUAUGCUAGCUGGAGCGACCACGGGGGAGGAUAUCGCUCGGAUAGGGUCCGAUCUCAAGGACUUGUGGACGAGCUUUGCGAACGGGAAUAAAUUGAAGAAUGGGGUGCAUAUUGAACUUGACAGUGACUUUGUCUUAUCUAAGGACAUAUUUGUGAACUGA
Molecule: messenger RNA, 1386 nt
Organism: Penicillium cinerascens
Lineage: Eukaryota; Fungi; Ascomycota; Eurotiomycetes; Eurotiales; Aspergillaceae
Exons: 1
Coding region: 1-1386 (461 amino acids)
Source: RefSeq, a predicted model, not a curated record